Messenger RNA from Electrophorus electricus (electric eel), 2341 nucleotides. It is a transcript of the gene glrba, whose product is annotated as glycine receptor, beta a. Gene Ontology annotation, biological process: monoatomic ion transmembrane transport; chloride transport. Gene Ontology annotation, cellular component: postsynaptic membrane. Lineage: Eukaryota; Metazoa; Chordata; Actinopteri; Gymnotiformes; Gymnotidae. Gene Ontology annotation, molecular function: extracellularly glycine-gated chloride channel activity; transmembrane signaling receptor activity. The record is from RefSeq and is a predicted model, not a curated record.
CAGGUGCAUGCAGAAUCCAUCUUUCACCGGGCAGGAGCCGCGCGAACAUCCUCUCACACACAGGCACGGGCACAGAAACAGAUGCACCAUGACGGCGACGCGUGCCGAGGAUCCUGUCUAUGAAUAGGAAAGAGUGACGUUAUUCAGCCAGCGAUUCCAUGAGGCGUGCAGUCAUGGUCGUGAGGGGGCUGUUCUUGUUGCUGCUGUUAGUCCAAUUUUCUGCUGAAGGUACAGCGAAAGAAGGCGGCAAACCCAAGAAAGGCAAGAAAGGCAAACAAGUCAUCUGUCCCUCCCAGCUGUCGGCAGAGGACCUGGAUCGCGUACCCGCCAACUCCACCAGCAACAUCCUUAACCGCCUGCUGGUGACCUAUGACUCCCGCAUCCGCCCCAACUUCCAAGGCAUUCCAGUGGAGGACAAGGUGAACAUUUUCAUCAACAGCUUCGGGUCAAUCCAGGAAACCACAAUGGAUUAUCGUGUAAACAUCUUCCUGCGGCAACGCUGGAACGACCCGCGUCUGCGUCUGCCGACUGACUUCAAGUCAGAUGCACUCACCGUGGACCCCAAGAUGUUCCAGUGUCUGUGGAAGCCCGACCUGUUCUUCGCCAAUGAGAAGAACGCCAACUUCCAUGACGUCACGCAGGAGAACAUCCUGCUGUUCAUCUUCCGCAAUGGCGAUGUGCUCAUCAGCAUGAGGUUGUCAGUCACCCUGUCUUGUCCUCUGGAUCUCACACUUUUUCCCAUGGACACACAACUGUGCAAGAUGCAACUGGAAAGCUAUGGCUACACCACAAAGGACCUGGUAUUCAUGUGGCAGUCAGGGGACCCUGUUCAGAUGGAUGAGAUCGCCCUGCCGCAGUUUGACGUCAAGCAGGAGGAUAUUGAAUAUGGCAACUGCACCAAAUUCUACCCUGGGACAGGGCAUUAUACAUGUGUGGAGGUGAUCUUCACCUUGAGAAGGCAGGUAGGCUUCUAUAUGAUGGGAGUCUAUGCCCCCACCCUCCUCAUCGUGGUCCUGUCCUGGCUCUCAUUCUGGAUCAACCCCGAUGCCAGUGCAGCUCGCGUUCCAUUAGGUAUUCUGUCUGUUUUGUCACUCACCUCUGAAUGUACAUCUUUGGCGUCUGAACUGCCGAAGGUUUCUUAUGUGAAGGCCAUCGAUAUCUGGAUGAUGACAUGUCUGUUCUUUGGCUUUGCUUCUCUUGUGGAGUAUGCUGUGGUUCAGGUUAUGCUCAACAGUCCCAAGCGCAUCGAGGCAGAGAAAGCAAAGAUGGCACAGAAGGACAAGGACAAGGAGAAAGAGGGCAAAGCUACAGCCAAAGGCACAGCGGCUAACGGCACCGGGGGCACGCCUGUUCACGUCAGUGCGCUGCAGGUAGUUGAAAAUCGCUGUAAGAAAGUGUGUACCUCCAAAUCAGACCUGCGCUCCAAUGACUUUAGCAUCGUGGGCUCCCUGCCUCGAGACUUCGAGCUCUCUAACUUCGAUUGCUACGGCAAGCCCAUCGAGGUGGCCGACGCACUUGGCAAGGCGCCCAGCAAGAACGACAAGAAGCCACCACCCCCCAAGCCUGUCAUCCCGGCUGCCGCCAAGCGCAUCGACCUCUACGCCCGCGCCCUCUUCCCCUUCUCCUUCCUCUUCUUCAACGUCAUCUACUGGUCUGUUUACCUCUGAGGGCCCCGGAGUGCACAGGUGCGUGUAGGUGUGUGUUUGUGAGCAUGCAUAACUGCAAGGAAAUGUUUCAAGCAUGUAGGAAGUAUAAAAGACUCAGUCUUUCCCGUUGGAGGAUAGUUGGACCCGAAAAUGGAAGCUAAAGACUAAUGUUCUAGUCAUUAACCAUGUCUUAGUGUCGUUUGCCAUAUUGUGUGUAGCUGCUUGGUUUUCGGGGCUUCAAAGACUGUAAGGUGUUGUCAUGGUGUCCAUAAAAAAUGCAAACAUCUUUUAGCUUUUUUUGUUUUUGACAGCAUGACUUUGCAGAAAAAGUUGUGUGCAAAAGUGCUAUCUGGCUAAAAACUCUGUAUCAGGACCACCCACAUCUUUGUGUAUGUGUGUGUGUACAUCUCUUGAAGUACGCCAUGGAGGAAGAGCUCUUUAUAGCACAUGAACAUGUGCUAACUCCCAUUCAUUCUCCACACGCCAGAAGGAUGGUACCCCAUAUACUAAAAAGCAGACUGCUUUUUUUCCCCCAGGGGUUUAUUAAUUCUGGCCGGGGAACAGUCAAUCAGAUAUUGCAUCUGUACGUACUCAGAAGACUGAUGCAGAAGGACUGUCUCAUACCAGUGUGUAGAAAUAUCAGUUUGGAACCAGAACUGCAAUUUCGGACUUACAAUAAAGACACUCAUUCAUUA